Messenger RNA from Mizuhopecten yessoensis (Yesso scallop), 4470 nucleotides. RefSeq names its product condensin-2 complex subunit G2-like. Gene Ontology annotation, cellular component: nucleus; condensin complex. The record is from RefSeq and is a predicted model, not a curated record. Lineage: Eukaryota; Metazoa; Mollusca; Bivalvia; Pectinida; Pectinidae. Gene Ontology annotation, biological process: mitotic sister chromatid segregation. Bases 91 to 3654 code for a protein of 1187 amino acids. The transcript has 28 exons.
CGCACUUCCUACUUCAGGAUAUCUCGCGAGAUCUCGUUUUCCGAAUAAUGGCGCCCGAUUUGAAGCAGUGUUGUUGAUUUCGCUGCAAAAAUGAAUAAGAGGGAAGAACUGCUGUCUGUCGUUGACAAUGAGGACCUGCAGAAGUUUGUCAAGUUUGUCCAGACUUUAAAGUCUGAGGCAGUUGACUUGGUGGAAAUCUUAAGUGGCUGUAGCAAGAAACAGCUGGACAGACUGUGGGAGGGCGUACAGCAGACAUGUGCUGUUACCAUGCUGAGUAUCGAGGCGGGGGACGACGACAAUGGCGACCAUCUGGAGGAGGAGAUGAUGAAGAUUCUAGAGGUACUCCAGUGUGUUGUCGACUUGGCAUCGGCCGCUAUACAGCAGGAGGAACCCCAUGUUUCACCGUGUUUAAAAUCUUCAGCAGUCUUGUUACUGGGUUUACUGCUGCCUAUGCCGGAGACUGCCGACAGACUGAAGAAUGACAUCUGUGUGCUGUGUGAGAAAUGGUGGCAAAAAAAUCUGCCAGGCAAGGAGGAUUUAAUCACCAAUGCCCUUAUUUACCUCCUACAGCGGAGCCUUAGUCUUCAGACUAAAAAAGAGAUUAAACGGCUGUGGUCUUUACAUACUGCCUUGUCACUCUUCAACAUGUCUGACGCCAGCAGUGACAUGCUCCGCGACCUCCUCUGUCAGUGUGUCAUCAACACUCCCUUUCUGAAGUUUGACGAGGGAUGUCGUUUCCUCGGCUGUGUUAUGAGUCUGGACCCAAACCUGACAGACUGUCUCCACAAGAUCAUCAAGACACACAUGCCAAUCUCUAACAGAAAUGUGAUGGAAAGAUAUGGAGAAAUAUACUUCAGAGCCUGGCAAACAGCCACCGGACCUGUACUGGAGAAAUUGGAAUCAGCCAUACAAAAUGUUAUGGACCAUGCUGUUCAUGCGAAGAAGUCUUUAGCUCCUGGUCUGCGAUGUCUCCUCGGCUACUUCCACAAGCAAAGGAAACACAGUGGUGUGGACAGCAUGUUGCUGAGGCUCUACGGUCCCCUGCUGUGGCGGUCACUCAAGGUGGCUAACUGUCAUGUGAGGGAAAAUGCAGCCAUGCUUCUUCUAGACUCGUUCCCACUACAAGACCAGGAACUUUGUAACGAAGAACUUGACCAGCUCUUACAGAAACAGUUUGACAUCUUCCAGAAUUUACUGGAGGAUACCUACCCCAGUAUUCGCUCGGUCACUGUCCGCAAGCUGUGUAAGAUCCUGAGUACCUUCUGCGAGUUUAUCCCGGCGGAAACCAUCAAAAAUCUCGUCACCAAGAUGAUGCAGGAUCUUGUGUGGGAUGCGUCGUCUGCUGACGUCAGAGCUAGUGUUAUAUUGAGUAUGAUGACACUACUGGACAACCAGAUGUUUAUUCCCAUGCUGAAACCGAUCCUGCCCCAGCUUUGUAACCACAUACAUGACGUGUCGGAGAAGGUCCGGGUCGCCAUGAUAGAACUCCUCCUCAAGGUCAAGGGCAUCAGAGCCAUCAAGUACUGGGAUAUUGUCCCAAUGGAGCACAUACUGGCCCGUCUGGAGAUCGACUCUCAUCCGGUCGCCCGCCGCAUCAUGAAGCUGCUACAGAGCACAUUCAUGCCCCUGGACAAACCUAAGAGUGUCCAGCUUGACCGCUGUGUUGCCCUGAUAGAGUCCAGCCGAGGAGCGGCCAGACAGUACUUCCACUACGCUCCAGCCAACCUGUCAGUGCAGGACACAGCCACGUAUAUGAUAUCCAUCGUCGCCUGUAUCCUGAGAUGUAUAAAAGCAGAGAAAUCAAAGCAGGAUGGAGUUGAUACUUCACAACAGGAAGGGGGAGAUAACUCCAAGAGCCAGGAUGCAGCAGCGGAAGAGCUUGACGAAGAGGAGGAGGAGGAGGAGGAGGAAGAUGGCACCCUGACAAUACAUAAUACAGAGGUGAUGGCCGGACUGGUGGAGGCAGUGGUCAUACUCUGGUCCGUCACCAAUAACGAAUUCAAAAAGCGACAGAACCAUGGGAUUGAGAAGAACCUACAAACCAAGAUCAGCAUUGCUGUUACAGAAAUGAUGAAGUUCUUUGACGACCCUCAAGUGUGUGCUGCUCUGAUAAACCUGGCCGGCUUCGUUCCUUACAACUCUGUUCCCACCAUCAGCCGUAUGUGUCUAUCCAAACUGAAGAAGAUGCCGGUGGACAGUGUGGCGGAGGAUUACAACUGUUACCUGGAUGCCCUGUGUAAGUGGGACAAGGUGGUGGAUAUUCUGGACCUAGUGGACGAGUGGCUGACCGAGGGUCUACAACAGGGUCACUCACAGACACCUACUGUCAAGGUUGGUAAGACGAAUCGGAAGAGUGUUGGGUUUGUGGUACCACACGAGCCAGCGCCCAUACUCGGGAUAGACUACCUGACCUACAUGUUACGUCACCCGAUAUGUCGACCCAUCCUCACGAGUCACGAAAACGAACUCACGCAGCUCCAAACUAAACUCAAGACUGUCAUGAAGUGUGUUGAGAAGAACCUGAGAUCCGACACCGAACCCGUAAAUGACGACCUGUUAACUGCCAGCUUUGGUCUCUACUGUAAACUCGCGGGCAUUCUCCAUCAGUCAAAUACAAAAAACGAUGCGACUUCAACAUUUGAGGAGUUAUAUUCUUGGGCAGAUGUACAUGUGUUACCCAGCAUUAGCCAGCUGGACAAACGGGCAGACAUGACGUCCAGGAAACGUACAUUGUUUACCUUGACGGAUAUAACUAUCCUUCCCAGCCCUGAUACGCAGGACAAACAGACAGACUUGUCCAGGAAGCGAACAUCACAACAGGCUGGACAGAAUUCCGGAACAUUGGCAACAUCCAUUGUCGAGAUGAUUCUGGCUGCCUGGGGUGACCUCCUCCUCAUAGGCAUAGGAGAUACAAGCUUUGCUGUCCUGUUGGCCGACUUCUGUGUUAGUUGUCUACAGAGAGACGAGUGUCUGUCCACCUUGUCCGCUGUCAUGAACUGUUUGUGUAGUGUCACAGCUCAUAUCCUACUGCAAGGCAAGAGGUCUGAUGGUGACAGCAUCGCAGCCUACCUCGGUAAAGUGUUCAUAGCCAUAGCGACCGCCCUGCUGAAGGACAAAGAUCAGGUCUCUAAGUUAUUACCAGGGGUGCGGAAUCAUUUGAUGGAAAUCUUCACACUUGUUUACGGAAGUCCGUUGAUGGAUGAAACUACACUACAGGAAAUCAUGGCCACAGUUAUUGGGGCCUUGUUGGGGGAACUGGUCCACACAAGUCAGCAGUUUGAUUUGGAAGAAAUCAGUGGUGAUCUUACACAGUUACCUCCCUUGUCUCGCUGGCUGUGUGAUUCAGUAUGCAGGAAAAACUACAUAGCAAAGCACUUCAUUGGGGAGUUAGGCAAGUGUUUGGAGUCGGGGGCUGUGGAUGACCUACACACCCUUCACGGUGCCAUCCACAUGUUGGGGUCCAUUGCCAAAUAUAAACCCAAGAUACCGGGAAUGAAGGAGUGUUGGAUCGCAGUCCAGAGUCAGGCUGAUAAAAUCAAAAGUGAACAACACACGCAGGAGGAGGAGGAGGAGGAUGUGAGAGACAAAGAAUUAUUGCAGUCUCUGACAACAAAACUACAAGAAUGUCAGCAGGCGCUGGGACUGGCAUCCUAAACCAAACCUACAGACAGUCUACAAAUGCCAGGCCUGGCAACGUAACAGAUAUACAGGCAAGAAACGCUGCUACCAACAAAACAAAACUACAAGAAUGUCAGCAGGCGCUGGGACUGGCAUCUUAAACAAAACCUAUUGACAGUCUACAAAUGCCAGGCCUGGCAACGUAACAGAUAUACAGGCAAGAAACGCUGCUACCAACUAAACAAAACUACAAGAAUGUCGGCAGGCGCUGGGACUGGCAUCUUAAACCAAACCUAUUGACAGUCUACAAAUGCCAGGCCUGGCAACGUAACAGAUAUACAGGCAAGAAACGCUGCUACCAACAAAACAAAACUACAAGAAUGUCGGCAGGCGCUGGGACUGGCAUCUUAAACCAAACCUACAGACAGUCUACAAAUGCCAGGCCUGGCAACGUAACAGAUAUACAGGCAAGAAACGCAGCGACCAACAAUAACUAAAGCAUACUUCAGUCAGCAAAUGCUGGGAUUUGCAUCGAAGACAACACUUUCACUUCACUGAGACAAGAAUUACAGAUGUGUCAAAAUGUUAGGUGAAUACAGUGAACCACAUGGUCAACAAUUUAACCGUGAUUUAUUAUGAGCAUGUGUAGUUAAGUAAAAUUUAUAAUAACUUUAAGGUAGUUUCUAUAUCAUAUUCAAGAAUGAUUGCAGACAGAAGCACUGCAAAAUUAAUAAAAUUUUGGCCAUUUCUGGUUGACAAAGUAAUGUCAGCGUACACACGUUUUUGUGCAAUAGACACCUAAGAUUUUAUACAAUAAAUCCUUACAUAUGUAUUUCCUUUUCUUUUUAAUUC